CCAAUCAUCUGAUCAAAAUUCAAAUAACCUUUUGACACCGUAGCUAGAACUAGAAGAUAAGAACAAACUCCAAAAUACAAAACAAGAUGAAUAUAAAAAUAAAAAACCUGUCAACAUCCCUCUGUAUUUUCCAGAACACUCCCCACUCUCUUCUCCGGUCUGUCAUUAGACUCAUUACUCCAAUCUCACUCAUAUUAAUCAUCAAACAAAUAAAAAACAAAUCAUUAAAAGUAAGGAUUAGCUUAAAUAAUCCCAUUAGCCCAAUAAUUAUAGCAGCACCUAAUGAUAGACUUUUUAAUAUUUUAGGCUAAGCAAAAUGCGAAAAACCCGCUAUAAAUGACAACCCAUUCCCUAUCCAUUCAACAGAAAAUAAAACCAAUCAAAUGCUUGAUCAGAGCAAACGAGAAAAAGAAAAAAAGGAAUCUUUAGAAUAAAAACUAGAACUUUAGAAAAAUUUCCAUGGCUGAGAACAAGGAGGAAGAUGUUAGGCUCGGUGCCAACCAGUUCACUGAAAAGCAGCCGCUGGGCACGGCCGCUCAGACAGACAAGGACUACAAGGAGCCACCGCCGGCGCCGCUUUUCGAGCCCGGCGAGCUGAAAUCAUGGUCCUUUUACCGGGCCGGGAUAGCCGAGUUCAUGGCCACUUUCUUGUUUCUGUAUAUUACGAUAUUGACAGUGAUGGGUGUUGGGAGGUCGCCUAAUAGGUGUGCCUCUGUGGGGAUUCAGGGUAUUGCUUGGGCCUUUGGUGGUAUGAUCUUUGCACUUGUCUACUGCACUGCUGGUAUCUCAGGAGGGCACAUCAACCCAGCUGUGACCUUUGGUUUGUUCCUAGCUAGAAAGCUAUCUUUGACAAGGGCCCUAUUCUACAUAGUGAUGCAGUGCCUGGGCGCCAUAUGUGGGGCUGGGGUGGUGAAGGGCUACAUGGAGGGACCUUAUCAGGCGCUUAAUGGCGGGGCCAACUUUGUGAACCAUGGAUACACAAAAGGCUCUGCUCUUGGUGCCGAAAUCAUUGGCACCUUUGUUCUUGUCUACACCGUCUUCUCGGCUACCGAUGCCAAGAGAAGCGCAAGAGACUCUCAUGUCCCCAUUUUGGCUCCUCUUCCAAUUGGGUUUGCUGUCUUCUUGGUUCAUUUGGCCACCAUACCUAUCACCGGCACUGGCAUCAACCCUGCCAGGAGCCUUGGAGCAGCCAUUAUUUACAAUCGAGACCAUGCCUGGGAUGACCACUGGAUCUUUUGGGUGGGACCUUUCAUUGGAGCUGCUCUUGCCGCCGUGUACCACCAGAUUAUCAUCCGAGCUAUCCCAUUCAAGAGCAGCCGGUCUUCCUAAGAUGCCCGCUGUUUCUCAUUUGAUUAUCCUUUUUUCUUUUUUUUUUUAAUUUCCUUUGUGAAGUGUAAUUCUCUUCUCUCCAUGUGUGUGUAUGUAUGUGUUUAAGAUGUCAAUUUGUGUGUUUUACUAUGAGACGAUGUAUCAAUCCUUCUUGUUUGCUGUAUCUGAUGAAUGAAGAAGUAUUUCUGUAUUUGUAUUAUUUUCUUCUUCUCUUCCAUGUUUCGUUUCAUUUCAUUUUGGUGUAAUUUGGGAUGUUAUUCUGUAAAUAAAUAAAUAAUCAUAUAAUAAACUUUUUUGAAAGGAC
Striga asiatica is the source of this 1633-nucleotide messenger RNA. The record is from the annotation of a GenBank genome assembly. NCBI's taxonomy places the organism in Eukaryota, Viridiplantae, Streptophyta, Magnoliopsida, Lamiales, Orobanchaceae.